Spea bombifrons (plains spadefoot toad) is the source of this 2054-nucleotide messenger RNA. It is a transcript of the gene P2RX3, whose product is annotated as purinergic receptor P2X 3. Gene Ontology annotation, biological process: monoatomic cation transmembrane transport; response to ATP. The record is from RefSeq and is a predicted model, not a curated record. NCBI's taxonomy places the organism in Eukaryota, Metazoa, Chordata, Amphibia, Anura, Pelobatidae. The coding region runs from base 444 to 1607 and encodes 387 amino acids. Gene Ontology annotation, molecular function: ATP binding; purinergic nucleotide receptor activity; extracellularly ATP-gated monoatomic cation channel activity. The transcript has 12 exons. Gene Ontology annotation, cellular component: nuclear inner membrane; plasma membrane.
AUCAGCAGUGAGAGUGAGGAAGCAUCACUUAAAGAUCAGACAGGGCACAUGGAGAAGUAGAGAAGGCAGAAAAAAAGCACCAGAAGGACCUCCAGUAAUAAGCGAAAACCGAUACUAGGAUAAAUUAAUGUUUUAAGGAAAUAAUAUUCUAAACACAGACAUCAUCAUGAGGAUUGCGUCCCUUCAAGACAGACACCAAUCACCAGCAUCUGGAAACUGGGCUUUAUUGUCAAAGCUUGGGAAUUGACAAAAAAAGGUGCCAUCUUUGGUAUCAGUCAAUACUAAUCAGAAGAGCUUUUACAGUAAACCAUAUUUAACCUGCGUUAUCACUGUAAAAUCCAUGCAAGUGCACUUUGACGUGAUCAUUGACAAAGGAGUAAUUAACUAGUAAAACAGCUGAACACUGUCGAAGGAACACAUUUGACCUGAAGAUCUUUGAAGUCAUGGGUUGGAUUACUGACUUCUUCACAUACGAAACCACCAAGUCUGUGGUGGUGAAGAGCUGGACUAUUGGAAUAAUCAACAGAGCGGUGCAGCUCCUCAUUAUAACAUACUUUGUAUGCUGGGUGUUUCUGCAUGAGAAAGCUUAUCAGAUUCGCGACUCUUCCAUUGAAUCGUCUGUGAUGACAAAAGUGAAAGGUAUCGGGCGCUAUAGCAAAAGAGUAAUGGAUGUAGCCGACUAUGUGACUCCCCCACAGGGAUCUUCGGUGUUUGUUAUACUCACAAAGCUUAUAACUACUGAGAAUCAAGUUCAGGAUUUUUGCACAGAGACGGAUGUGAAAUACAAAUGCACUUACGAUAGCCAGUGUGUAAAAGACAAGUCCACGGGGAACGGCUUCCUUACCGGUCGCUGUGUCAACUCAUUCUGUCAGAUUCAGGGUUGGUGCCCAACGGAGAACGACACUGUGGACGUGCCAAUUCUUCAUGAAGCUGAAAAUUUUACAAUCUUUGUAAAAAACAGUGUGCGAUUUCCUGUGUUUGACUUUGAGAGGGGAAACCUGCUAUCCAGCCUGAAUUGUCGAUAUAAUGCUGUUACACAUCCGUUCUGCCCAAUAUUCCGCCUUGGGGACAUUAUUAAGCUUGCAGGUGAAAAUUUCUCAAGCCUUGCAGAAAAUGGAGGAGUGUUGGGAAUAAAGAUUGGUUGGCUAUGCGACCUUGAUAAAUCCUGGGAUUUAUGUCUUCCAAGUUAUAGCUUCACCAGACUGGAUGGUGUAUCUGCAAAGAGCAAUGUUUCUCCUGGAUAUAACUUCAGGUUUGCUCGCUAUUACAUGCGCCCAGAUGGCUCUGAGUUCCGAACUCUGGUCAAAGCCUACGGAAUCAGAGUAGAUGUGCUGGUUUAUGGCAAUGCGGGAAAGUUUAACAUCAUUCCAACUCUCAUCAACACUGUGGCAGCAUUUACAUCUGUGGGUGUGGGAACGGUUCUGUGUGAUAUAAUUUUACUGAAUUUCCUGAAAGGAGCUGAUCAAUAUAAAGCCAAAAAGUUUGAGGAGGUGUCGGAUAACGCUCCUCCUUUGGGAAGUCAGGUGUACAAGAGUGAUCAGACGCUGGCUGGACGUGCAGAUGAGAAACGAUCUACGGAUUCUGGGGCCUACUCAAUAGGCCUGUAAUCACCUAAUGGACCUCCUCCCCCUUAAAGUGGCUGAUUAGGGUUCCACUUAGUAAUGCUCUUUGUAUAGUCCCUUAGCUUUAUAUGAAAAGGCUUUCAGCUGUUUAAGAUACUCUUGCUAUUUUGUUCCUUAGAUGCUGUUUGAGAAUUUAUAACUUGCAGCACAUUUACAACUCCCCUCCCCGUACUGUAUCUCCUAUAUCAUUCUUACUAAAUCAUGGCCAUAAACCCUUAUCUUUCUUUUCUGGUAUUGUAUCCCCAAGCUAGGUAAAACAAUGAGAUGUGAAUUCAAAUAAACUUAAAAAGAUAAAUUCUGAAACCUCUACCAGCAACCAAUGACUUAGCCAUGUCAUGUUAUAGUUGCCCACUGAAUUUGAUGUAAAUACCAGUUAUGUCUGUAUAUUUCAGAGCACUGUCUAUAGAGAAAUAAAAUAAAAAUUCCUAGAGA